UUACGCGCAUGGUCUUCCGGAAGUGGCGUAAGUGACCAUGACCUUCCUCUUUUCAGUCACGUAGACGAGACACACGGAUGGUCGCGAAAUGUAGGAGUAGAGAAAAAUCACUCCGCAAGGCGCCCAUAGUCUGUUACGCUGUUUUUAGCACAGUCAGGUUGAGAGGGAACAAUGGUGAAGUAUUUCAGCUGUGCAGGCUUUCUGAAGAGCUCAUGGGACCAAGUGUUUUUGGCAUUCUGGCAGAGAUACCCCAACCCCUACAGUAAUCAUGUUUUAACUGAAGACAUCAUAUUUCGGGAAGUCACUCCGGAGAACUGUCUGAUGUCCAGACGUCUCCUGACCAAAACAAGCAGAGCUCCUCGCUGGGCGGAGAAGUUUCUGCCUGCUCACAUGGCACAGAAGGCUUACAUCAUUGAGGACUCUGUAGUGGAUCCUCAGGGCAGGACCAUGACCACUCUCACCUGGAACAUCAGCCACGCUCGUGUGAUGAGUAUUGAAGAGCGUUGUGUGUACAGAGUGAACCCUGACAACAACAGCUGGACCGAGAUCAAGAGAGAGGCCUGGAUAUCUUCCAACCUGUACGGCCUCUCUAGAGCGAUUCAGGAAUUUGGUCUUGCCCGGUUUAAGAGCAGCAUUACAAAGACCAUGAAAGGCUUUGAGUAUGUCCUGGCCAAGAUGCAAGGUGAAAUGCCCACACGUACUCUGGCAGAAACCGCAACUGUGAAGGCACGUGAGACUGCACUCGCCGCCAAGGAGAAGGCGAAAGAUUUAGCCUCUCAAGCCCAAAAGAAGCAGUAUGUAUGAUGAGCGCACACGCCUGGAGGUGACGCGGUGUCCGGACUCUCCAGCACUUCUGAAAAGGGCCGUGUCAUUCCAUGGAUGCGAGAUGCAUUAAACCAGGAGCUGAGAAGAUCAAAUCAUGCCUGUCUGGAUUCUCAGAAUGCAAUUAGUGAAGCCAAUGUGCUCUUCGCCUGAAAUUCUCCAGUAAACUUGAUUUAAUACAGCACCAUCCUCCACCUGCCACUGAUUUUACAUGAGAUGUUUGCAUUUUUGCGAUUUGUUGAUGUAUUUCGAACAUGGCCUCUCUGAAUCGUCAUAUUCACACUUACGGAGGUCUGUAAUCUGCUUUGUUUAGCAAUGUGUUGCUUCAAAUUGAAGUUCUAUCUGCAUUGAUGGGUCCACGGUUCCAGCAGUCAUUGCCAGCGUGAUAUCUAGAGUUCUGCAGAGGAGUCUGAUCUUUGGCACGUGAGAGCAUAUGCCAGAAAGGUUUGCAGCGGAUGGACGGCAAUGUCCAAUUAAGUGUAAAAGUUGUCAAAAAAUGUCCAUUGUUGUGUGUCUGAAAGAAGAAAUGCAUUCGUUUAAUGAAACGGUAAGAUCGCUUAUGUAAUGUUUUGUAGCUCUUAAUUGUCCGUGAUCAGCAGGAAUUACCAAUAAAUAUUUUAUAUCUGA
Molecule: messenger RNA, 1449 nt
Organism: Cyprinus carpio (common carp)
Lineage: Eukaryota; Metazoa; Chordata; Actinopteri; Cypriniformes; Cyprinidae
Product: PRELI domain containing 1a
Biological process (GO): phospholipid transport
Cellular component (GO): mitochondrial intermembrane space
Molecular function (GO): phosphatidic acid transfer activity
Source: RefSeq, a predicted model, not a curated record